GUGCAGGGAAGGCCAUGGAGGCAGCGGUGCCGGCAGAGGAGUCGCUGGUGCUGGUGGAGUACGGCUUCGAGUACCGCGCCAAGGACGGCACCUUGGUCUCCAUCAAACCCAGACGCUACAUCCUCCUCAAACGCACCAACCCCCACUGGUGGCACGUCCGGCGGAGCGGGGACGCCCGGCCCUUCUACAUCCCGGCCCAGUACGUCAAGGAGCUGCCCCCCAUCGCCUCCCCAGCCCCACUCGACCCCCCGCCGUCGGGACAUGUCGCGACAGAGCCGGCCACGCUCGUCCCCCAGCACCCACCAACCUACGAGUAUCGGUUCGUCAGUGCCACCGAGCCGGGGGAGCCAUCGGGGGGGUGCCCGGUGCCCCGGGGGGACUCCGUGCCAAGGAGGGACUCAGUGCCCAGGAGGGACUCAGUGCCCAGGAGGGACUCGGUGCUCCAGAGGGAUUCCCCACCGUCACUCAGCUCUUUUCGGGUCCCCUCGGGGCUGACCCCCAACCCUGCCGAGCCCGUGAGACCUUCGCAUUCCCUGGAUGACCUGGCACGGGUGACACGGGCACAACGCGGUGCCACCACCACGGGGUCUCGCGGGGACUCCCCAGGACACGCUCGCCCGCUCGGGAAGAGCCGCUCCGAGACGCUCUGCGCCCCCGGCAAGGACAGGGAUGUGGCCAGGAGGUGGCCUGGGGCCGGCCCUGCACCUCAGGCGCACAAGGAGCCGGAGGAGCCGCCCGAUCCCAUCUACCUCAACAUCCAGGAGCUGCGGGAGGAAGAAGCCGCCGCUGCCAGCUCGGUGCCGGAGGAGCCCGGCGGCUCCGUGUCGGACUGGGAGACACACACGGACACGGAGAGUGGACAUUUGUUUUUUAACCCCACGACGGGAGAGACCACGUGGGAUUGUCCCUUUGGGCAGGCGGCCGACGGAGUGAGUCCCGCCGCCUCUCCCGUCUCGCUCGCACACAGCCCGGAGUUUCCGAGUGGGAGCAGCACCUGGGAAGGAAGCGGACAGACUUUUUUCUAUAAUUCGGUAACAGGUGAGACGUCGUGGGACCCCCCCACUGCGGGAGACGCAGGCAGCCAGGAUAUAUGCUCUUGGUGGGGCACAAGAUCCUGACCUGUCUCUUCUUUCCAGCCGCCCACUCCAGAAACAGACUAUCCGACCUGUCUCCAGAUGAGCUGGAGGUUAUCCGAGGAGGAUUACUCGCCCAUGGGCUCUAUGACCAGGGGUCUGCUCUCUGCUGUCCCCGAGGCGCCUGAAGAGCUGGGCUCGCCCGGGCUGGUAGGGCACGGCCACCACGAGGGAGUAGUGUUCUACCCUGAGCACUUCUCUGACACGGUGCCAUCAGGUGGCCGCCACCACCGUGCCAGCAGCGGCUCCAGCCAGGACAGCGUCUUCGCCUGGCACGGCACCGUGUCACCGGCACUGGGCAUCAAGGAGGAGAAGUUCAAGAGCCUCGAAAAAGCCGGGGUGCUCAACCGGACCAGGACGGUGGACAGAGGGAAGCGGCUCCGGAAGAACUGGAGCUCCUCCUGGACAGUGCUGGAGGGGGGGAUCCUCACCUUCUUCAAGGACUCCAAGCACUCGGCUGCCGGUGGCUUGCGGCAGCCCAGCACCCUGACCACCCCCGAGCACACAGUGGAGCUGCGCGGGGCCACCCUGGCUUGGGCUGGCAGGGACAAGUCCAGCAGAAGAACGUCUGGAGGUGAGUGGGUGACACUGAGGACGCGCGAGGGCUCGGAGUUCCUCAUCCAGCACGACUCGGAGCAGAUCAUCACCGCCUGGCACAGGGCCAUCGCCGACAGCAUCGGCCGGCGAGGGCUCGACAUCUCCGGAGAGGAGGACGCCGAGAGCGGGGCUGAGUUCGGCUCCGGGAGAAGCUGGGGAGCGGCGAGGAGAGGAUGGGCGGCUGCCGGGCAGGUGCCGGGCAGUGCCAGCGCCGAGAGCGACUCCAACAGAGUUCGGAACAAACUCCGCAAGUUCCUGCAGAGGCGGCCGACGCUGCAGCUGAGGGAGAGGGGCUACAUCAAGGGUGGGUGUUUUGGCUGCUCGCUGCUGGCACUGUGGAGAGCGGGGACGGUGCCGCGCUUCGUCCUGCAGUGCAUCCAGACCGUGGAGAGGAGAGGUACGGACAUCGAUGGGCUAUACAGGGUCAGUGGCAACCUGGCCACCAUCCAGAAACUGCGCUACAAGGUGGAGCACGACGAGCAGCUGGACCUGGAUGACGGGCGCUGGGAGGACAUCCACGUUGUCAUGGGGCGCUGAAGACUCUUCCUGAGGGAGCUGCCGGAGCCACUGCCUUUCAGCCACUUCGACAAGUUCAUCGCUGCCAUCAAGAUCCAGGACCCGGCCAUGCGGGGCCAGUGCAUCCGGACCUGGUGCUCCCUCCCGCCCGCCCACCACGACACCAUGAAGGUCCUUUUCCGCCACCUCUGCAGGGUGAUCGAGCACAGGGAGGAGAACAGGAUGUCGGUGCAGAGCGUCGCCAGUUUCGGGCCCACCCUGCUGCGGCCGGCGAGCGAGGAGAGCAACAUGGCCAUGCACAUGGUCUUCCAGAACCAGGUGGUGGAGCACAUCCUCAACCACUACGGCUACAUCUUCCCAGAGGGAUAAACCCCCAGGACACACCCUCAGCAGUGGGAACUUGACGGAGCAGCUCCUCCAGGAAGGACUCGGACACGUGUCACUGUGGACAAUGGGUGGUGGCCGUGGCUCUAUGAAGGACAGAAUGGUGGCCCAGCUUGAGGGAUGGGCACCCCCAGGGGUCCUCCUCAGCCACCCACUCCCACUGGGGCCAGAUCCACCCCAGGGGGGUGUGGGGUUUGUGGGCCUCCACUGGUCAAUUGACUAUGGAGCCCUGCAGUCCACAGCUCGCCAGGGCCAGCGGCAUUCCCGGGAUGAGAGGAUGGAGGUGCCCAGGCUGGCAGUGCCUGCAGGGACACGGCACCAGCGGAGGGAGGAGGAGGGGAGAAGCCAGGCUGUGCCAUGGCCGGAGCCCACCGCCCGAUUCCCGAA
Messenger RNA from Chiroxiphia lanceolata (lance-tailed manakin), 3017 nucleotides. It is a transcript of the gene ARHGAP27, whose product is annotated as Rho GTPase activating protein 27. Gene Ontology annotation, cellular component: cytoplasm. The record is from RefSeq and is a predicted model, not a curated record. Gene Ontology annotation, biological process: regulation of GTPase activity; signal transduction. NCBI's taxonomy places the organism in Eukaryota, Metazoa, Chordata, Aves, Passeriformes, Pipridae. Gene Ontology annotation, molecular function: protein binding.